UUCCCAGGGAAAGCGGCCGGUCGUCCCCACGAGCAGCCGCCUGCCUUUUGUUUGUUUUCCUGCCGGAGGCUGGAGAGCGGCCGGGUCCCUGCUGCUCCACCAUGCGCCGCGCGGCCCGUGCCACUCGCCGGACCUCCCGGGCGUCCCUGCACGGCCCCCUCGGGCUGUCCUAGCAGGGAUCGCCCCCAUCCCCGGUGCCCGAGCGCACAGCUGCGCCCCACUCGCCGAGGAGCUGCGCUCGCCGCAGGGGCGGGCCCCCGCCUGUGUUCGCGGCGCCAGAAGAAGACUGAUCUUUGAAAAUAUGUAUUUGGGAGAUAGUCACGUUCUAUUGAAUACCUUGUGCUGGUGCUGCCAUCGAAAAAUCUGGUUACACUCCGGGGAGGCCUGCUGCCACUGCAGGACUGAACCGCCUCGGCCCUGAGAUGAGUGUCCGGCCUGAGCGGGCACACCAUGAAUAGAUACACAACAAUCAAGCAACUCGGGGAUGGAACCUACGGUUCCGUCCUGCUGGGAAGAAGCAUUGAGUCUGGGGAACUGAUUGCUAUUAAAAAAAUGAAAAGAAAGUUUUAUUCCUGGGAGGAAUGCAUGAACCUUCGGGAGGUUAAGUCCUUAAAGAAGCUCAACCAUGCCAAUGUAGUAAAAUUAAAAGAAGUUAUCAGGGAAAAUGAUCAUCUUUAUUUUAUCUUUGAGUACAUGAAGGAGAACCUUUACCAGCUCAUUAAAGAAAGAAAUAAGUUGUUUCCUGAGUCUGCUAUAAGGAAUAUCAUGUAUCAGAUAUUGCAAGGACUCGCAUUUAUUCACAAACACGGCUUCUUCCAUCGGGACUUAAAGCCUGAGAACCUCCUCUGCAUGGGACCAGAACUUGUGAAAAUUGCAGACUUUGGAUUGGCCCGAGAAAUCCGAUCACGACCUCCAUACACAGACUAUGUAUCUACCAGAUGGUAUCGGGCUCCAGAAGUGCUCCUGCGGUCCACCAACUACAGCUCCCCCAUUGACAUCUGGGCCGUGGGCUGCAUCAUGGCCGAAGUGUACACCCUCAGGCCACUCUUCCCUGGGGCCAGUGAAAUUGAUACCAUCUUCAAAAUUUGCCAGGUGUUGGGGACACCAAAGAAGACUGACUGGCCUGAAGGCUACCAACUUUCAAGUGCAAUGAACUUCCGCUGGCCCCAGUGUGUACCCAAUAACUUAAAGACCCUGAUUCCAAAUGCUAGUAGUGAAGCAAUUCAGCUCCUGAGAGACAUGCUUCAGUGGGACCCCAAGAAACGGCCAACAGCUAGUCAGGCACUUCGAUAUCCUUACUUCCAGAUUGGGCACCCCCUGGGCAGCACCACACAGAGCCUUCAGGAUUCAGGAAAAGCACAGAAGGACAUCCUGGAAAAGGCAGGCCCACCUCCUCACAUGAAGCCGGUCCCUCCUGCCCAGCCCCCAGCCAAGCCACACACGCGGAUUUCUUCCAGGCAGCAUCAAGCCAGCCAGCCUCCUCAGCAUCUCAUCUGUCCCUACAAAGCAGGGGUUUCCAGGGCAGAUCACCCGAGCCAUCUCCCGGAGGACAAGCCAAGCCCGUUUCUCUUCCCGUCCCUCCACACCAAGAAUCCUCAGCCGAAAAUCCUAGCUGGCCUGGAGCACAAAAAUGGUGAGAUCAAGCCAAAGAGUAGGAGGCAGUGGGGUCUCGUUUCUAGGUCAACAAAGGAUUCCGAUGAUUGGGCCAACUUGGAUGACCUGGACUUCAGUCCCUCCCUCACCAGGAUUGACCUGAAAAACAAGAAGAGACAGAGCGAUGAGACUCUCUGCAGAUUUGAGAGUGUUCUGGACCUGAAGCCCUCUGAGCCCGUGGGCACAGGAAACAGUGCCCCAAUCCAGACUUCAUAUCAGAGGCGAGACACGCCAACCCUGCGAUCUGCGGCCAAGCAGCUCUACUUGAAGCACUCGCGAUACUUGCCUGGAAUAAAUAUAAGAAACGGCAUGCUCUCGAAUCCAGGCAAGGAUUUUAUUCCAUCUAAUCCAUGGUCUAGUUCUGGUUUGUCUGGAAAAUCUUCAGGAACGGUGUCGGUAAUCAGCAAAAUAAACUCAGUUGGUUCUGGCUCUACAAGUUCUAGUGGACUGACUGGAAACUACAUCCCUUCCUUUCUGAAAAAAGAAAUUGGUUCUGCUAUGCAGAGGGUGCACUUGGCACCUAUCCCAGACCCUUCGCCUGGUUAUUCUUCCCUGAAGGCUGUGAGACCUCAUCCUGGGCGACCUUUUUUCCACACCCAGCCUAGAAGCACUCCUGGGUUGAUGCCCCGGCCUCCGGCCGCCCAGCCGGUGCACGGACGGACGGACUGGGCCUCCAAGUACGCGUCUCGGCGAUGACUGUCAUGAAGCCCUUUGUAGGGAAAGCAGGACACUGUCCCUCAGCCCACUGGUUCUACCUGCAAGAAACUUUCAAGUGGUACAAAAGCAAACAAAUACUUUACAGUUACCUUCUGAACUAAGACAUUUCAAUAUUCUUUAAAAAAUUUGUUUUUAAAUAUUGAUUUGAAUGCAAUACCCUUUUUUUGUACAAAAUUAUUUUAUUCUAAAACUGGGUCCCAUUAUUUUCUUAAGCAGUAGCAUUUUGUAUAUAUGGAUUAUGUUUUAGCAUUUUAUACAGUCAACUUUGUAAUGAACUUUUUAAAGAUUAAUUGGUUUUCUUUUGAGGUUCCAGGUAUUUUAUACAGAUUUUUAAAAACGUAAUAAUAUUGAUGCAGUAUUGCAACAGGGGUACAAUUUAAAGCUAUGUGAUAAAGGGUUAUUUACUCAACGUGUGGGGAUAUUUGUGAAGUGCUUAAAUUUUAAAUGUGGCACAUCAGGUACUUUCAGCUUUCUGGGACUGAUAUCAGCACUAGAAAAAUGAUCUGCUUUUCUCAAUAUCAUGUUAUUGGUUUGAUUUUUUGAUACCACUGUGCUGUUCUAAAAGUACUAUUAUGUAAUUCACUUUCUUCUGUUCUUGUUCCCCAGAUGAAAGAACUCUUAAGUAAAUACUUUUUGACAUUUUUACAAUACCCUUUGUGGUGGUUGGAGAUAUCCAGGAGAAACCUAGAGUUAUAUGCUAUGCCAUCACAUUCUAUUUUCUUCCAUUUAUGAAAUCAAAUUGUAUAAGUACCCACAAAAGGGAAGCCUUUCAACCAAAAGGUUCUCCACAUAAAGGUUAACACAGUCAAUUAAACUUAUAUCCCUACCAAGAUGCAUGACCAAAAAGCUGUUUCAAAGCAGCAGAAGAUUUUUAUAUAAUAACUGAUAGAAUUUUGCAUUCAGCUCAGUUCUCCAGGCCUGGCUGGGAACAGACAAUGAAUAAUCUUCUGUCCUAGCCAAAUUCUCAGGGCAAUUUGGGAAGCAGAAAAGAUGUAUGGCAGAUGUUCACUUAUCUGGGAAGUCACGGUUACCGUGAUGUUAGUGUCCAUGGAGUGCCACAUUUGAACUCUUAACCCUUGUGUAGUUUCUUUCAACAGUGAGAACUCUGUUGGGCAGAGGCUGUCCCAUUGAGAGGAAUGUUUACAGCAAUUCUGAAAAUGACAAAGCUAGUUUGGAGAUAGAAAAAAACAAAAGGUCCACUUUCAUCCAUCUCUUUGGGGCACAAAUUUGCCUCCACUCAUGGUUACCUGAAAGGCAAGGGGAAGGUCACCACUGGUGAAUAUGAUAUAAUCGCAAUAGUGUAUUGACUCACAUUCUCUCAAGGCAUUUGGUUCCAGGUUCCAGGAUAGAGCAAGUUGACCCAUAUGAAAUUGUCAUUUUUGUAGGUUAAAAUGAAUAUUGGCACUUGGACAUGGUUCAGCGUAAUAAAGUUGGUAAAUUAUUGCUUUGAGGUAUUAAUAAUACGUUGCAGCCUGAACAAAUCGCUGUGGCUCCCAGAGAGCCUGAACCUAAAAUCAGGGAGUAUUUCUGCUUUGGAGAAUCUGGCUCAAAAAUGUAUUUGACCAAGCACUAGAGGCAUGAGGAAAGCACAUAACGGAUGUGGAUUUGAUAAGUAAUAUUUUCCUGUUAACAAACUGGCGGCAAAGCUUCAGAAAAUAAAUAUGUAUAUGUACGCACAA
Molecule: messenger RNA, 4049 nt
Organism: Ceratotherium simum simum (southern white rhinoceros)
Lineage: Eukaryota; Metazoa; Chordata; Mammalia; Perissodactyla; Rhinocerotidae
Gene: CILK1
Product: ciliogenesis associated kinase 1
Biological process (GO): protein phosphorylation
Molecular function (GO): protein kinase activity; ATP binding
Source: RefSeq, a predicted model, not a curated record